Henningerozyma blattae CBS 6284 is the source of this 348-nucleotide messenger RNA. It is a transcript of the gene ATP20, whose product is annotated as F1F0 ATP synthase subunit g. Gene Ontology annotation, biological process: proton motive force-driven ATP synthesis. Gene Ontology annotation, molecular function: proton transmembrane transporter activity. NCBI's taxonomy places the organism in Eukaryota, Fungi, Ascomycota, Saccharomycetes, Saccharomycetales, Saccharomycetaceae. The record is from RefSeq and is a predicted model, not a curated record. The transcript has a single exon. Bases 1 to 348 code for a protein of 115 amino acids.
AUGCUAUCCAGAUUUCAAACUUUGGCAACUCGCUUUGCCCCUAAAGCUUCACAAUGGACUACAAAAUCCGUAUAUUACGGUAAAAUAGGCUCUGAAUUAUCUAAACAAGUUUACUUUAGAGAAGGUUUGCAACCACCAAGCCUGGGUGAAUUUUCUUCUGUAUAUAGAAACUUGUACGAAGAGUUCAUUCAUAUUAUCCAAAAUCCAAAUGCUUUUUAUCAAAGAUGCUCUCAAGUCUCAUCUAAACAAGUUGUGAAAUUCUGUGCUUAUGGUAUCCAAGUGUUAGGAUUCUAUUCCCUUGGUGAAAUCAUUGGUAGAAGAAAAUUGGUUGGCUACAACAACUACUGA